GGAACUACUUGUCGAGCCAACAGAAAGGCGGAUCCCGGUAUUCCUUUUUGCCUUUAGGAAUUCACUUUGACCCUUUUUAGCUCGUCAUCUGGCUGCGCCCUUCCUGUCCCAAAUAAAAUUUACCACUCUUGUAGUUAAAAAAAAAAAACACUCGUGUUUUAAUCGAGCCCAACGCGCGUGCCCGCCCCGUCCAAAGGAAGAGUCCAGCAGCUAGCUAGCUAGCUCCUAGCUGAGAUAGCACGCAAACCGACAUUGACAGCUGCGAGAAACAACCGGGAAGCCACACCACAACUGCACAGGAAAAUGGGAGAUAAAGAGUUGACGUGGGCCUUGAAAAACGGGGACAUGGACGUAGUUAAAAGUCUAUUAGUAAAGACUGAGGAUGUGAAUCGGACCCUUGAGGGUGGGAGGAAGCCCCUGCACUAUGCUGCAGACUGUGGCCAAACAGAGAUGCUGGAGUUUCUGCUUUCUAAGGGAGCAGAUGUCAAUGCCCCAGACAAACAUGGGAUCACCCCACUGCUCUCUGCCAUUUAUGAGGGUCACCUCGCCUGUGUCAAGAUCCUGCUAGAAAAGGGAGCUGACAAAGAGCGAAAAGGACCGGACGGCCUCAGUGCCUUUGAAGCUGCUGAGAGUGAUGCCAUAAAGGCGCUUCUGAAGUGAGACACUGCAGCGGGGGUAGCUUGAGAGGAAGACGGGCGGAAUGACAGACGGAUGCAGUGUUUUCGGGACAGAAGACAUCCUCACCCCUUUACCCUGGUCAAUCUCUGUCUCUGUCAGCACUGCUUUUGUCUGUAUGUCGGAGAAGGUCAUUUUGUUUGGUAUUUGGUUUUCCUUAACCUUUUUUUUAUUAUUAUUUGUUUGGAAUUUCCUCUUACUUUUUGCCUCUUUCAGUAGCCAUUUAACAGGCGGACUUAUUGAUCAGGUCUCCCGUAGGGACCAAACACUGAGGGAAAAGCACCCACACAAGGACAGCGUAAACUAUGACAUGACUCCAUAUUAAAAUAAAAAAGCAAUGCUUAACACUUGAAUUAAACGCUCUUAAUUUGCAGUGUUCUCUUAAAACUGUGGAAAGAAAUAAUACAGUUACGUCGUUCUCUGUUUUGUACUGCUCCGGUUAAAAGUAUUGUACGGCCACUUCUGAAUCUCACAAACUGAAAUUUGCACUGUACUGUACAGGGUAGGUUUUUAUGGAGGAUUUAUUUGGUCACGAUUAAAAGUAAAAGCCUAGAUAGAAAAUGAAAGGAUAAAAUUAGAUGGAUUAUUUUACUCCACUACUAGGAAUAAUCAGGCCAUAAUUAAAUGUUAAAAGGAAAUCGAAAAGCAAAUUUAAAAAGUAAAAUGAUCAUUUGAAAAUGUACUGAAAAAAAGUGAAAAUUAAAACGCCUUUGCUUAAAUGGAAAUUCUCAAACUGAAAGCUUAAAUGGGGGGAAAACAACUAAAAAAUAUAUUUUUGCAUUUGACCUUUGUACCAUUUGGCAUUUUACAUUUUAUCUGUUCCAUUUUGAAUUUUUGAAAAGCCAACUGGAAAAGAUGAAGUUGAACAUGUCAGAUGUUAAAUGCCAAAUGGAACAGGUGAAAUCUAAAAUGCCAAAUGCAAAAAAAAAAAUGUUGGGGGUUUUUUUCCCCAUUUAAGCUUUUGCAUUUUUAAGUUUCACUGUUUGCGGUGUGACUUUACAUUUUCAAAUGGUUAUUUUCUUAAAUUUUCUUUUUCAAUUUCCUUUUUCUUUUUAACAUUUAAUUACGUCGCGAUUAUUCCUAGUGGUGGAGUAAAAUAGUGUAUUUUAAUUUUCUAUUCGGGCUUUAACUUUUAAUUGUGACCACAUAAAUGCUCCAUAGAUUUUAAGGGAACGGUUGUAAACUUUCAUUCUAUUAACCUGUCAUCAUACGUGGCCUCUCCUCUAACUUUGUGUGUGUUUGUUUGUGUGCGUGCGUGUACGUUUCUCUUGUAGACACAACUGUCUAUCCCAGUCCCUUGGCAUUUUGGAGCGUAGGAAGGGAUAGAACCACAGGUCACUGAUUGUCCUUUUCUACCUGGCCCUUUCUCAAUUACAUAUCAGAUGGAGUUGAUGAGCGAUGUCUCUUUAGUAACGCAUGGAAACGCUCCGUAUUCUUUGACCAAUCACCAUGCUGGCUUUCUAAAGAGUUGAAUGUGGCAACGUUGAAUAAUCAAGUUACUGAACACACUCUUGAAGCAAAAUUAUUUUAGUAUCGAAAAAUAGGAGAAGGGAUUUCAGAAAUUCAUUUGUCACCCCUGGAGUUGGAGCGGUUUCAGACCCCCGGACCCCUUGUUGUUGCAGCCUGUCUGUGUUUUGUAGUAAAUAAAAAAUGUUAGGGGGCUCUGAAGGGAAGGUAAAAGAGGUUCCGGGGUUGAAUGUGGAUAGGUGAGGGAUGGGAGGGCUUUUGGGGGACUGGGGUACUUGGGGGGGGGGGGUGUCGGUGUUAUCUUCACCUUGGAUUUGGUUAGCAGCCCUGCCUGUUUUGCUGCAUGUUGAAACUGCCUUUGCUUUUACGCUCAGAGAUGGUUGCUGUCCUCUCUUGGUUGCUUUCAAAAGAAUUACUACAAUGCAAUGAAAUAAGAUGCUCUUGCUGACUUUGUUGUGACAAAAAGUCUGUAAAAACGGAAAUAAAAAAAUGAAUAAAA
Messenger RNA from Lampris incognitus (smalleye Pacific opah), 2641 nucleotides. RefSeq names its product myotrophin (gene mtpn). NCBI's taxonomy places the organism in Eukaryota, Metazoa, Chordata, Actinopteri, Lampriformes, Lampridae. Gene Ontology annotation, biological process: regulation of barbed-end actin filament capping. Bases 304 to 660 code for a protein of 118 amino acids. Gene Ontology annotation, molecular function: protein binding. Gene Ontology annotation, cellular component: cytoplasm; nucleus. The transcript has 4 exons. The record is from RefSeq and is a predicted model, not a curated record.